AUGUCUCCGGCAGUGCAGGUGCCUGCACUUUGGGAAACGGAUUUCUCGCAGACUGGGGCCAGUAGGAAGGAGCUAUCGGCCGUCAUCGAGCGCACCCGUGAUAUUGCUUCACUUGCACGAGGCAGUCAGUGGCGCGAUGCUAUGACUCUGCUGGCCGACAUGCCAAGCUGCGUCUUGCGACCCAAUGUGAUCUCAUACAACAGCACACUGGCAGCAUGUGCCCGGUCUGAGCAGUGGCAACUUGCCUCGUCUCUCCUCCGAGGCGUGCGCGCUCACAGCAUCCUACCGAAUGUGAUCACGUACAACACUGCCAUCCGCAGCUCUGUGGGAGUUGGGUUCUGGCAGCUUGUUAGUGGAGGCAGACACGGCUGA
Molecule: messenger RNA, 372 nt
Organism: Symbiodinium necroappetens
Lineage: Eukaryota; Dinophyceae; Suessiales; Symbiodiniaceae
Source: the annotation of a GenBank genome assembly